This is a messenger RNA of [Candida] anglica, 1345 nucleotides long. The record is from the annotation of a GenBank genome assembly. NCBI's taxonomy places the organism in Eukaryota, Fungi, Ascomycota, Pichiomycetes, Serinales, Debaryomycetaceae.
AAAAGAGAUAAUCAAUUAAUAUUAUUAGUAUUGAUUAUGACUGUGGCAGCCGUGCAAAAACCAUACGUUCAUGAAGGUGGGAUCAAACCAUACUUCCAGCAACAAAUCCAAGAAACUGAACUUAAAAUCCAAACCACUACACAAAAUCUUCGUAGAUUAGAAGCACAACGUAAUAAACUUAACAAUAAAGUUCGUCAAUUAAAAGAUGAAUUGAGAUUACUUCAAGAACCAGGCUCAUAUGUUGGAGAAGUUGUGAAGGUGAUGGGAUUAAAGAAAGUUCUUGUUAAGAUUCAUCCAGAAGGGAAAUAUAUUGUCAACAUUUCCAAAGAUAUAGAUAUUAAGAAACUUACCCCAUCAUUAAGAGUAUGUUUGAAGGCUGAUUCUUAUGAUUUACACAAGAUUUUGCCCAAUAAGGUUGAUCCUUUGGUUUCCUUGAUGAUGGUUGAAAAAGUCCCCGAUUCAACUUAUGAUAUGGUUGGUGGAUUAGAUAAACAAAUCAAAGAAAUCAAAGAAGUGAUUGAAUUACCAGUUAAACAUCCAGAAUUGUUUGAAAGUUUGGGGAUUGCUCAACCAAAGGGGGUUAUCUUGUACGGGCCACCAGGAACUGGUAAGACAUUGUUGGCAAGAUCGGUUGCUCACCAUACUGAAUGUAAAUUUAUUAGAGUUUCUGGAUCAGAAUUAGUUCAAAAAUAUAUUGGUGAAGGGUCUCGUAUGGUUCGUGAAUUGUUUAUUAUGGCCAGAGAACAUGCUCCAUCUAUUAUUUUCAUGGAUGAAAUUGAUUCCAUUGGAUCAUCAAGAGUUGAAGGUUCCUCGGGAGGAGAUUCAGAAGUUCAAAGAACAAUGUUGGAAUUACUUAAUCAAUUGGAUGGAUUUGAAAGUUCUAAAGAUAUUAAGAUCAUCAUGGCCACCAAUAGAUUGGAUAUUUUAGAUCCAGCUCUUUUAAGACCAGGGAGAAUAGACAGAAAGAUUGAAUUCCCAGCACCAACAGUUACAGCCCGUACUGAUAUUUUAAAGAUUCAUUCUAGAUCCAUGAAUUUGACUAGAGGUAUCAAUUUAAGAAAAAUUGCUGAAAAAAUGAAUGGAUGUUCAGGUGCUGAUGUCAAGGGUGUUUGUACUGAAGCAGGGAUGUAUGCAUUAAGAGAAAGGAGAAUACAUAUUACUCAAGAAGAUUUUGAAUUGGCAGUUGCUAAGGUUAUGAAUAAGAAUGAUGAAGGUGCAGUUUCUUUAGCUAAAUUGUUCAAAUAGAGAAAUAUACGAAAGAUGAAAACAAGGAAAUUUAAAUGUAGUAAGUGUUAAUAAACUAGAUUCAAUAUUCAAUGAGGUGGCGUCGGUGUAGAAGGAAAUU